ACCUCUGCGCAGUUCGUCCAAGCGACCAGCACUGUUUCCUGUUGAGGUUGAUUUGUGCUGCCUUUGCGUGACGUUUGUUUCUGCAGAAAUGCCUUUUGCUGAUUUGUCCGUCAAAACGCACGCACGGUACCCCGGGUACUGGUGUUUAGCCCUUUUUCUCCUAGAGCAGGUAAGGGAGAGCAGGGAGUGAUUCAAUUUUAUUUUGUUUAUUCUGGUUUUUGGGCUGCUGGUAGCUGUUAGGCCUGAUCUGGUUUGCCCCAGGCUGCCAGUUGAUGGACCCGUGUUUUUUUUAAACUUCAUUUUUACUAUAGCGUAAUGCAAGAAUAAAUUGUUUGAGGUACUUUUGAAUAGAAAUUACUUCUGUGCAGAAGAAUAGCUUCAUCUGCUUCUGGAUGCUGUUGAAAGCAGUAGAAAAGAGUGGAGAGAAUCAAGGAUGAACCUUCAGAUAACAUCCUUGGCCGGUUUGGAUAAUGGCUAUAAGUAAACUUAGUGCACUUGGAUUUGGGGUAGGCAGGGGGGUUAAGUUGCCAGAGGUGCUGCCUGAGAUCACAGACCAAAGGACAGUUUUUCUCUGCCUGGUCAGUGUGGAGAUAAGUAGUGGGAACUUGAGGUGUCAUUCCCUUAAACUGACAUGUAGAUGUUUCUGUUUGCUGUGUAUGUAGUUUUUUGAAAAGUUGAUGCCCAAACAGUUUUAAUACGCAUUCAGAGAGAUUUUCCCAUGACCAUGUUAUCUUCGUGAUCAGAUGGUUGAAAAAGUUGCUGCCAGUGACAGUCUCUUUAGUUGCCCUUCAGCUUUACAUUAUACAACCGUAACUGUAUUGCACUUUGUACUAAAAUAGUAUGGACUCAACUAUAAACUUGAUGCAUGUUUUUUGUAGCAGAGGAGGCUCUAAAUUUUAAAAAAAGAGAGAUUCCAAAGAAUUGGAUAGAAAGAAUGCUUCUGUCUUAGAAUACCUGUGAUUAGAAAAUCAUUUUAAAAAGGAAGAAAGAAAUAAGAAGCUACGACAUUUCUCUGCCUCAUACUGAAUAAAGGCCGUAGACAAAAUUUAUGGGAAGAUGAAAAGAAUGAUUUAUAUUUCUAGAGUCUUUUGAAUCUUUUUUUUUUCCACAUUUGAAAUUAAAGAAUCAAACUUUUAACCUGAAUUUAUUUGCUGCAAUGCUUGUCUCAACUUCUUGUGUUAAAAUGGUAGGAAAUUGGAAGCCAAACUGUAGAGGAAAAACAGUUAAAUUGGGGGUUAUGUUUUUUAAAGAUGUAGUCCUGUAAAGCCAGCUCCAAAUCAGCUGACUUUGUGUUAGUUUAUUAACAUUAGGUGUUGAAAAAUAAAAUGGACUUUGAUACUGUACUUCCGUCUGUUUCUGAAAUAACUUAUAUCUGCAUAGAAGUUGUAGCAGAAUCACUGUUUUUCUGUGCUGGCACAUCCUGCCUAUCAGUAGAGACGAUACCAGUGUUGGAACCACCAAGGAAGUGGUUUUGUGACUACUGAUCCUCGAUCUCCUUGCGAUCAGAUUUUCCCCAAAACGUAACUCUGACCAGGCAGGCAAACUCUCACAUUUCUUAAAUUAAUAAGUAUAUGCAAUUUAUAAUUUGUGCUGCCCGAAUGCCUGCUGUGGGAGGAAAGGCAGUAACUAUUUGGCAUAAAGCCUUCCAGUACAGAAGCAACCUGUCAAAUCUAAACUGUAUUUACUGUCUUGUCAGGCCGUGACCUCAGAAUGGAUGUCAGAACAAUGGCUUAGCUCUGUAAAUUGUGCUCUGUUUUAUUUGCAAAAUUGCUUAAUUUGGAAUUAUUACCUCCUAAAACAUAAUUUACUGAGCAUGUGCAGCUACAUCCAUUUUUUCCCUCUUAAAAAAAAAAUCAGUUUUUUUUUUUUUUUAAGAGUAAAUUUUGUCCAGGUGGGGGAAAACUGCAACAACUGGCUUUUUUGAGCACUUAUUCAGAAAAUAUGUCAAAGUAAUGACAUUAACAAGCAGUUGCAGACAUCUUAAAGCCACAUUGAUUCAUGCAUGAAAGUUAGUUUGCAUUUAAUGGUAUUGCAUGGCACACAGAAUUCAAAGAAGUGUUGGUUGCUUGCUCUGUGUAAGUAGGAGAAUGAAGUAAGUUGUACGUACACUAACAUAAACAGGUAAUAUUUUAUGAAGAACCUUUUCAGCUGGACAAAAUCAAGUUAUUUUAGUAAGCUUCACUCUCCUAAUAUAUUUAAUUCCUAUCCAGUGCAUCCUUUAUAAAUUCUCUAGAUUAUGAGAAGGUGAAUGUAUUAAGUUUUGUGAUUUAUUCUUUAAGACAAAAUAUUACAGCUUGCAAUUUAUAUAUAUAUAUGUUGUUUAUAAUAAGAUCAUUAUAUGCUUUUAUUUAAAGUUCAAAAAGACUCUUAAUUGCAUGUUUAGAGUAAACACUUUUCUUUUUUCCCCUGUAUUGCUCUUAUGAAUAGAUCGUUAGGAAAAGAUAGGUUAAGUGUCAUAUAUGAAAAUUACAAGCAAAGCAACUUAUUUACAGAUGUAUUUCUAGAUAAAAUUACCUGUACUUUAGUUGGAGGUAUUUGUCUUGAUUUUAAUCACUGUUAUGGAAGUGGCUUGGUGGUGAACAGAAGAAUUACCUGCUCACUUAGGCUGCCUGCUUUUCCUGGGGCUUAGGAAGAAGGUGGCAGUGUUGGGCUCAGUCUUUUCCCUCAGCCAGGGCUUCGGACCCAGGUGGAGUAGAGGCCUGGGCUACAUCGCAGCGUGGCUCCCCGACUGCCACCACUGUUUAUGAAAAUGCUGUAUUUUGUUGGGUCAGGCUCAAUGUCAGUCUAAGUUUUGCCUGUCCUUUCUUAAUCUUUCAGUCGUUAACCAUUACUUUUAAAAUGCGCUUUUUGUUUUUAAGAGAAGUGUUUGUAAAAAGUUAAUAAAAUACUCCACAAAUGACUGCUGAGGCCAUUGCUCAACUCAGCCAAGUCCGAAAGAGGAGAAGGGCUCUCACUGAUGAUAAAGUUGGUGUCCAGUCAAAAUUGGCAGCCAAAUACAGAAGAUGCUGAAAUUAGUGCCCUUCCUGAGAGGCCCGGAGUGUCGUGGUCCCAGCAGCACAGGCGGGCUUUUGCCUCCUCAAGGCUUCACAAAAGAUCUGGAGGUGUCGUGGUGGGAAGGGAGGACCGAAUGGGGGUGCGCACGGCUGUGGGAGAGCAAGCUUUCCUAGCUGUGCUGCUCACAGAACUUUUCAUGUUCAACUUUUUAAUGGAAAAAGCUGAGAAAUACCAUGUCAUUUGUCAGACAAAGACCAAUGUUAGGGUAAAAGGGAAUAGGCUGAAUAAAUGCUCGAGAUGAAUUGUUAUGUUGCAUAUAUGAUCUAUUAAUAAGAUAGAAGAAAAGAAGCAAGUGCAAUAUACUAAUGACUACCAUGCUCAGUGGGAUUCAUCAAGCUGUCAGCUCAGACUAGUGAAUAUGUUGUUUUCAUCAGCCUGCUGCAUGGAGGACCAGAUACUGUUGCUAAAUUUAAAGCAAAAAUGUAUAAGACUUGAAUUUUAAUACUUGAUAAAGCUAGUUGUUUAUCUGGCCCAUUAAAGUAUCAUAGGCAUCCAGUAUUAGCUUUGUUAGAAAAGGUGAAUCAAAUCUUAUAAUGGUUGCCUGUGAAAUAAAAUUUUCUUCUUGGAUGGUUCUCUAAGGAUAUUUUAAUUGUUGGGUUUUGCCAUGAACCAUAAAAAUUAGGUCACCAUUUAAGUUUAUCUGAGGAACUGUGGAUAUUUAUAUUCAUGUAAAUAUUUAAAUUCUUCAAAAUUCCAAUUUCCAUAAAAUGAAAAGUCCUGUUAUAUAGUGGUCUCUUCUGUUGUCUUUUUCUGAGUGGUAAUCAUGUUGUCUUUUCAAAAUAGGGAAAAUGAGAUUUGAAUAAGGUAUCCUAAGAUAGCUGCACUUGACAUUGUGGCUUUUUUGUUUCCUCAAUUUACAACAUAAUGUGUAUGCAACUCAAAAUUCAGUUAGCAUUUCUUUUCUUUCCCCUUUCCUUUUUAAUUAUGGAGGGUGCAUGUUUAUCUGUAGUUCUGGGAAGCUCCUGUCUUCAGCCAGGACACUAUCAUGCCAAGUGCUGAACAGCUGCAAAAGGAUUUGAAAAGAAGACAAGUGCUGGGUGCUCUGUCAGGGGGGUGUGCGUAAAAAGAGAGGUGAAAUGAUCAAAAUAACAAGCUAGGAAGAUGUUCUUUGUGGCACCAUGCUGAACUAAUACAUGCAGAAUUAUGCUUUUCAGCCUAACAGUAAUUAAAGCAAAAGAGGAUAUGAGUUUGGAUGAGAUUUGGCUGUAUAGAUAGAUGGGACAUAUUUCUGAUCCCAUGCAGAAAAUUUGGCAGGUCUUGUGCAUAGUCUUGCCAAAGUCUAUGAGAACCUAGACAAAACCAAAUGAAAAAUGCUGCCUAGGUUUACAGUGAGACUGUGCUUUUGUGCACACACAGAAAGUAGGUAUUAGGAAUAACUUCGAAGGUCAAGUUAAGUACUUUCCUUUAGCCACAUUGAGUUUCAGCUAAAGGCUGCGUCCAAGAAACAGCUAAAAUUGGAAUGGAAAUGGAAGGUGGUUCUCAGGUGAGGGUACAGAUCUGUGAGUCAUCGGUGUAGAGAUGGUAACUGAGUUUGUCUUGGCAGAUAUUGGAUCUCAAUAUAAAGGGAGAAGAGGACAGAAAGAAAGGUCAGGGAAAGAGGUGUACAAAGCUCCUACAGGAACUUGGAAGAAAAAAAGAAUUAUCUGAAAAAUGUGUCAAAACAGCAACUAGAAGAGAACUAGUGGGGAAAAAAAUAUUUUGCAGUAUUUUCAUUCUUAGGAUUCUCUGGUUUUGCUUCUGACUUUUACCAAAUAUAAAAUACUAAAUUUAAGGCUAGAACAAUUUUAACUACUCUGAGUAUUUUGUUUUCUCGGUCUCUGUCUCUCGUUCUGCCCAACCUCCUGGAUCAGUUAUAGACUGCAUAUCCAAAACAAAAAGUCCUGUUUUAGAAAGAACCAAUAUGACUGGUAUAACUAGCAUAUAUUGCAUAAUUAAACAAAUGGAAUAAAAGUCAGUGGGAUUUUAGUGGGAGGUUUAUGGGAUCAGAAUUUUAUCUAAGGCAUUACUGAUAGUUUGUGGUAUCAAAAGAUGUAAUAUUACAUGACAUGCACAAGUGAUAACCAUUUUAAAAAAUUCCAGGUACCAUAUUUAUUUAUGCUACGCUUUCUGUGUUUUCUUCUCUCUGAAGCUAAGGCAAAAACAGUUUAGUUGCACAGCUUUUCUACACAAGCUGUGCUAGGUUUUUCAUUUGUAUUUCUCUGAAACCUUCUUAGAAAACAUAAGAAAAAUUCCUUUAAGAAAGAAUAAAUAAAAGAUGGUUUUCACCUGUCUGAAAGCUAAAGGAUGUUAAAUAAACAGGAGACACUCUUUAUUUUUUUCAUUAUUUUAAAUACCCCGACUUUUAAGAAUACAACAAAGCUAGAUGGAUUCUUAACAAAUAUUUUUUGAGAUAAUGAGUUAGCAAAAGCUUCAAGGAGGGUUUCAGAAUAUUAGGCAUUUUGGUUAUUUAACUUAGUUAUAACAUUUGUUCUAAGAGAGUGAGUCCUCAGUCUUAUGGCUCUCCCCCUUGUCCUCUGAAUUUCAGCCAGAAUGUAUUUGACUCCUGAGGAAGAGAAGGGGCACAAAAAUCACCCGGAAAGUUGCAUGUGGUCUUUUCUUGCAAGUUGUCUCCAGUCUGGUAGCUAUGUAGGACUGCGUGGGGGCAUGAGCUGUGUUUGAUGACUCAGGCCAGAAUUUGCUGCUGCCUCCUCAUCUUUAUGUGGCUCCCCGUGAGCUGAGACUUGCUUUGGGGAUGGAGGAAGCUGCAAGGUGGCUGGGGUGUGCAGUGCUCUUUUGGGAGCUGGGUUUUAGAAUUUCUUGGUGAAGAGAGGGAUGAUUUGGUUUAACAUGGCAAGGUCAACUUUGCCAAAGCAAGGGCUUCACAAAGUCGGGGUUUUUUUUCUUUUAUUUUGGAAAAAUGAAUGUUGGACUGUUGCACUUGAAGAAAGCUGAAAAUGGCAGUGCAGGAAUUGAGGACAAAUUGGAGAAGGCUAGUAGAAGAUAUGUGUAUGUUCGUUGGAGAGGACAUGAUGGAAUAUGUUGUUAGAACAUAGGGAAAGAGAAUAAGGAGCAUAAGUACUGAAAAGUUCUGCAGGUCUUAUUCUAAGUAAAACUUGUCUUUUUCUUUUUAGUUCAAGCAGUAUGUUUUUGACAGCAGUAGUGAAGAACUGGAAGACUGGUUAAUUAACGUACUAAAAUGGAAUAUUUGCCAGUAGAGUGAAGUGCCUGCAGAGUACUUGUAUUGGCUGCUAAGCCAAGGUCAGAAUUCUCCUCUUGUUUAUCAUUAAAAAUCUAAACCUGGGCUGCAGUGCCAUUUAGCCAGGCUUGAAAGCUGCCAGCUGCUCUAGCGCGAGCACAGCAAGUAACUAAGGUGCUGACAAGUUUUGACUUCUUCAUCCUCAUAAACAUGAGCGAAGUUCAGGCUAUGGUAGAAUUCUCCGUGGAGCUCCACAAAUUCUUCAAUGUGGAUUUGUUUCAAAGAGGCUUUUACCAGAUUCGUGCAUCUAUGAAAAUUCCACCAAGAAUUCCCCACAAACUAGAAGCUAGCUUGUUACACGCAGCCGGUGCAGAUCUUGCCUUUCCUGCUUCAGUCCAUGACAAUAUAGUUUGCAGUAAAACAUUUCAGAUUCUUUACAAAAAUGAGGAAGUUUCUGUGAAUGAUGUGAUGAUUUUCAAAGUAAAAAUGCUUUUAGAUGAGAGGAAGAUUGAAGAAUCUCUUAAUGAGAUGAAUUUUCUGCUCACAUUAGAUCUACACUUCACAGAUACAGACUAUUCACCCGAUGACCUGAGCACACUACAGCCAAUCAGUAGCCGAACUUUAAAGUUGCACUUUAACUUGCAUCGGGGCCUUCAUCAUUACGUCAAUGUUAUGUUUGAUUACUUCCACCUUUCUGUCAUAUCUGUUAUAGUCCAUGCUUCCUUGGUUGCUCUGCAUCAGCCAUUGAUAAGCUUUCCUCGCCCAGUGAAGAAUACAUGGUUAAACAGGAAUGCACCAGCACAAAACAGGGACUCUGUGAUUCCUUCUCUUGAAAGUGUGGUCUUUGGCAAUAACUACACAAAACAGUUAUCAGCAGAUGGUUGCAGUUUUGUGGUUUCAGAGUCUUUCCUCAAUCAUGCCUAUAAUUUCCACUACACGCUUUGUGCCAGUUUGCUGCUUGCUUUCAAAGGAUUACAUAGCUAUUUCAUUUUGAUAACAAAGGAGCUCCCCUCUUCUCACCGAAUUGAACUGGCCAAGGCCAGCAUGCAGGUCCUUUAUGAACGCCUCCUCAGAAGAAAAUAUCCACGAACCCAGAGAGACGCCUACCUAGAGAACAUAGAUGUAGAAGUUCGUCUCACAGAGUUGUGUGAAGAAGUAAAGAAAAUGGAAAAUCCUGAUGAACUGGCAGAACUUAUAAAUAUGAAUCUUGCUCAGCUUUGCUCACUCCUAAUGGCUCUCUGGGGGCAAUUUCUGGAGGUCAUUACCUUACAAGAGGAAGUCACAGCAUUGCUUGCACAGGAGCAUCACACGUUAAGAGUGCGCAGAUUUGCAGAAGCAUUCUUUUGUCUUGAGCAUCCUAGGCAAGCUGCCCUUGCCUAUCAAGAACUACACGCUCAAAGUCAUCUACAAAUGUGUGCAGCUAUCAAAAAUACUUCCUUCUGCAGUUCUCUUCCACCCCUCCCUAUUGAAUGCAGUGAACUAGAUGGAGAUAUGAACUCCUUACCUAUAAUCUUUGAAGAUCGGUAUUUAGAUUCAAUUACUGAAGAUCUGGAUGUUCCCUGGUUGAUAGUUCAGAAUCUUCCAAGGUCAGAGUCCAAUAAACUGGACAAAUUUGAGGCUGAAGAAGGUUUUGUAGCUGGUUUUACUAGCCCAGAAUUGAAAGUAAGACCUGCAGGUGCCUCCAACCUUUGGCAUUCAGAAACUGAAAAGCUGCUAACAAAAUCUUUGAAAGGGAAAAAUGAAGAUGCAAAUAAAUCCAAAGUUAAGGUUACUAAGCUUAUGAAAACAAUGAAACCUGAAAACACAAAAAAAAUUGUGAAGCAGAACUCUAAAGACUCUGUGGUCUUAGUAGGCUACAAAUGCUUGAGAAGUGCAGCGUUGGAAGAUGCCUCUAGAAGCUCAGAAGGCAGGCCUUCAUGUAAUGCUACUGAAGGGCUGGACCCUAUGUUAGGUGGAUUUCCUUGCGAUACAAAAACCUGCACCAGGCAAAUAAGUCAAACAGAACUUAUGUGUUUGCCAUCUAGAACUGAGCAGAAGACUGCCAAGAUUGAAAGUGUUCAACCAAGUCAGGGUAGCCCAGUGAGUUCUUACUGUGCAAAUGUGGCUAUUUUUGGUGGACUUAAUAUCUCCCAGGCAGGUCCUGGAAUUACGGAAGCAGAUAGUGCUCUGCAGCCUGGAGGUACACUUGACGGUUGUCAUGAAGGUCAGCCAGCUUCAUCGGGCGUCAGGACAAUUGAGGUCAAACCAAGUGAUAAGAAUCCCUAUGAAGGGGAGAAAGUAACUGUUCACAUUGGAUCAUGGGCAGAGUUUCCACAAGAUGGAGUGCAAGGAGAGAAUUUGCAGACACCCAAUAUUCAGGCUUCAGAAUCUGGAAAUAAACUGAACUCAGGAGAACAAGAACAAGUAUUUGAGAAGGAAGAUAUCCACGAAAGAAAUUUCCAACAUACCAGUGAUGUCUCGACAAGAGUAAGAAGUUAUCAGCCUGCUCUUUCUACAAAAGAAACUCAAAUUGCUGUGAGUGGAGACAUGACUAAAUUACCAGAUGUUAGUGUGACACAUGCCUCUUCUAGGUUUUCAGAUUCAGGUGUAGAAAGCGAACCAAGCUCUUUUGCAACUCACCCCAACCCUGAUCAGGUUUUUGAAAAUGUUCAAGGGCAAAGUGCAUACAGCAGUGAGAGAUUAUUUCCUCAGCUUUUACUAAAACCGGACUAUGCUGUAAAAAAUGCAAUAGAAAGCCAUUGUACUGAGAGUACCAGUGCUGUAAGUGAAAUACAAUCAUCCUUGACAUCCAUAAAUUCUCUGCCUUCAGAUGAUGAUGAGCUGUCACCUGAUGAAAAUUCAAAGAUAUCUAUUGUACCUGAAUGCCAGCUAAGUGACAGCAAAACUGUAUUGGAUCUUGGAGCAAUUGACUUACCAAAAUGGGAUGACAAUAAAAAAUCAAAUACCAAUUUGCAGCAACAGUGUGUUGUAUUUUCAGGGCAUUCAGAUAAUGAAACUCUGUCUAUACAUUCCUCACAUUCAGGCACAAAAGAUCUUUUACGCUUAGUUGUUUCAGAUGAAGAUACAGCUACUGAUAUGAAAAGUUACGGCCCACAGGCAAGCAUUGGCACAACUUCUAAAGACUCUCAGGACCUUGAAAAGCAUCAGAACACUGCAGAAGAAACAGCUAAAUUGCAUUUGGAAAUUACUUAUACGGGAGAGCCAUCUGUUGUGUCGGGUUGUUCAUCCAUAAAUGCUGAGCGUGAGGUUGAAAAAACCAAUGAAGGAAAUCAUAAUGAAACUUUAGAAUUAAAGGACACAGCUGAGGAAUUGUUAAUAGCUAAAGGUGAAACUGGUACAGAUAAUCUUUCUCCAACCAGUAGUACUGAUAUAGUAAAGCAAGGGCUUGUAGAAAACUAUUUUGGCUCUCGAAGCAGCACAGAUAUUUCAGAUAUUUGGCCAAUGGACAACAGUGAUCCUGUUAGCCCUCAAAGGGAAACAUAUGAAAAACAGACGAUUUGCUCUUCGCAACAAGAUGAGGAAGACGAGGAGGAUCAGGAAAUGAUUGAAAACGGGUAUUAUGAAGAAACGGACUAUAGUAUUUUAGAUGGAGCUUCCAGCGCUGACCCAGAGCAGGAUUGUGGUUUUGCGGAAGAGAGAGCUCUAAGAUCUGAAAGGACUGACAGUGGGCAUCUGAGAGAUGGGAUAACUGUGCCUCCUGUCUGUACGCCUGGUUGCCUGUCUUUUCCUUCUGCUCUGAGAGACUCUCCUUGCAAUGUUACCUGUUCGUCAAGGACUAAAUCUGAUGCAAUUACGCAGCAGCCAGGCAGCACAUCCUACAGCUCAGCUUCAUCUGUUUCCUGGUAUGAAAGCUCCCCAAAGCCUCAAAUGCUGGCUUUCCUCCAGGCUAAAGAAGAAUUGAAGCAACUUAAACUUCCUGGAUUUAUGUAUAGUGAUGUUUUCAAACUGGCUUCUUCAACACCUUAUUUUAGUAUGGAAGAGGAUGACUGUUCAGAAGAUGGAAUACAUCUUAUAGUCUGCGUCCAUGGCCUAGAUGGUAACAGCGCGGAUCUCAGAUUAGUGAAGACUUACAUUGAGCUAGGGCUGCCUGGAGGGAGAAUAGAUUUUCUUAUGUCCGAGAGGAAUCAGAAUGAUACCUUUGCUGAUUUUGAUUCCAUGACAGAUCGCCUUUUAGAUGAAAUUAUACAGUAUAUUCAAAUUUAUAAUCUAACCCUUUCAAAAAUCAGCUUUAUCGGACAUUCACUGGGUAAUUUAAUAAUCCGUUCAGUGCUCACAAGACCUCGGUUUAAAUAUUACCUCAACAAACUUCACACCUUCCUGUCUCUGUCCGGACCACAUCUCGGUACACUCUACAACAGCAGUGCUCUUGUUAACACAGGUCUGUGGUUUAUGCAGAAGUGGAAGAAGUCUGGUUCGUUAUUGCAAUUGACGUGUCGAGACCAUUCGGAUCCACGACAAACUUUCUUAUACAAACUUAGUAAAAAAGCAGGUCUUCAUUACUUCAAAAACAUAGUGUUAGUAGGAUCUCUGCAGGAUCGUUAUGUUCCUUAUCACUCUGCUCGCAUUGAGAUGUGUAAAACAGCUUUAAAGGAUAAACAAUCAGGACCAAUUUAUGCUGAAAUGAUCCAGAACCUGCUUCUGCCAGUUCUUCAAAAUAAGGAAUGCAGUUUGGUUCGUUAUAAUGUAAUUAAUGCAUUGCCCAAUACAGCAGAUUCUCUCAUAGGAAGAGCUGCACACAUUGCUGUUCUUGAUUCAGAAAUAUUUUUAGAAAAAUUUUUUCUUGUUGCUGCCCUAAAAUAUUUCCAGUAGAGAAAAGUGUUGUAAGAGACUUGGUUAUUACCUCAUUAACAGAUGAAUCAAAUAAUGUGUGGUAUUAAAGUAUAGCUGCAGCUGUAUUUUAAGAGAUAUUUAUACUUUUUAUAUGGAAGAUAAUUUAUAUCAUCCACACUUAGGGCUUUUUAACAUCAACUUUACUUUCUAGGCAAUGUGGCUGUGCAAUAUUUUUUUUAUUUUGUUCUUUUUACUUUUCUAUUACUUUUUCAUAAUUUUGGGUACCUAAUUAUUUGGAGAUUAAAGCACAGUGUGUAUUUUGGUUGAGGUAUUAUUGGCUCUUAGACUUAAGAAGUCAAUGUUACAUGGCUACAUUUUACUAGAGGCUUUAGAUGCCAAAAUAAAUUGGAAGUUAAAAAUUCCAGUAAGGUAUUACACAUUCAGUUGUAUUUUAGCACUGCAGAAAGUUUAACUGGAAACACAAUGAGCUGCUAAAAUACUGGAUAUUUGAAAAUGACUAUAUUUGUCGGUCUCACAAAGAUGACCAUUACUGAGUUGUCUGUUUAGAUAUCACUACAUCUUAACAGUCUUCUACAAGAUCAUUAUCAUCCUUAUUAAACAUGUUAUGCCUGUGGGAAUAUAUUUUCUACUGAUCUCAAAAACAUAUUAGUUUACAUAUUCAUUUUUAUUACUGGAACAUUUGUUUUCAGAAGAAAAUGGCAACUAAGGAUUUUUGAAUGUUUAAUGAUAGCUGCCUUCAAAUACUUAGGGUUUUGCAAAAUUGAUUAAAAUUGUUCCUUACUCUGUCAGUUCUUCAUAUGAACAUGGACAGUUUUACAUGGACUUCCUUGUAUGUACGUAAAAUAAGUAAAUGUUAUAAAUUUCUGCAAUACUUUUAUGAAUUUAAGCAAUUUUUAAUAUUGUUAAAAUGUUUUAUUGACAACAAAGUAUUGUAAAUAUAAAUCAAUACAUCUUCAAAUGGGACAAUAUUAUAAACUUUACCUGUUUAGUGAUACAGAUAAAAUGUUUUUGAUAUACAGGAAUGUUAAAGAUUAUUGACUUUUUACUGGUGCUGAAUAGCAUUAAGUUUGGUUUCUCCUUCCUUCCCUUUUAUCUAUUUCCAACAACAAUUCAGUAAAGGUAGGAAAAAGGGUUACAUGUGCAUUCACUAAUUGUAAUGAACUUUUUUGAAAAAUACAAAUUUGUUGUAUAAUGCAUGUUUAUUUUUAGCAUUGUAUUAUUGCAUCUGGUGUUAAUAAAAUGAACAAAUGACUCUAAUAGAAGCAAUUAAAGAAACUGAAAUCUGCUAA
Molecule: messenger RNA, 12309 nt
Organism: Dromaius novaehollandiae (emu)
Lineage: Eukaryota; Metazoa; Chordata; Aves; Casuariiformes; Dromaiidae
Gene: FAM135A
Product: family with sequence similarity 135 member A
Exons: 22
Coding region: 6440-11038 (1532 amino acids)
Source: RefSeq, a predicted model, not a curated record